UUUAUUGACAAAACGCCAAAAUCAGCAUUUUUUAUAGAGCUACAAAGCGAAGAGAAACUCGAGCUCAAUGGAAAACCCAGUUGCGAUCGAUCUUUUGGAUUUCUUGAAUGCCUCACCAACAGCUUUCCAUGCAGUAGACGAAGCGAAGAAGCGACUGAGAAGCGCAGGAUACACCCAAUUGUCGGAGAGGGAUGACUGGAAACUAGAAGCUGGAAAGAAAUAUUACUUCACCAGGAAUCACUCUACCAUUGUUGCAUUUGCUGUUGGUAAAAAGUAUGUAGCUGGGAACGGUAUUUUCAUAAUUGGUGCUCAUACAGAUAGCCCGUGUCUAAAACUUAAACCAAUUACUAAGGUUACAAAAGGUGGGUAUCUGGAAGUUGGUGUGCAACCUUAUGGAGGUGGGCUGUGGCACACAUGGUUCGACCGUGACUUGACUAUUGCAGGAAGAGUAAUAAUUAGAGAGAAGAAAGAUGGUUCUGAAUCCUACUCGCACAGGCUUAUCAGGAUUGAGGAGCCCAUUAUGCGUAUUCCAACUCUGGCAAUACACUUAGACAGGGAAGUGAAUGAAGGCUUCAAGGUUAACAAACAGACUCACCUUGCUCCUGUGUUGGCUACUUCAGUUAAGGCUGAGCUUGAUAAACUGACUACCGGGAAUGGUUUCACUGGAACUGGAUUGGGUGAUGGGAAGAAGAUUGAAGGAAACACAAAGACAAACGAAAAGCACCAUCCCCUUCUAUUGCAGCUAAUUUCUGCCCAGCUAGGGUGUGAGCCGGAUGACAUAUGUGAUUUUGAACUGCAAGCAUGCGAUACUCAAAAAAGCAUUGUUGCUGGUGCAUUGAAGGAAUUUAUUUUCUCUGGAAGACUGGAUAACCUGUGCAUGUCAUUUUGCUCUUUAAAGGCGCUGAUAGAUUCAACUUCCUCAGAAAGUAGUCUCCAGGAGGAGACUGGCGUAAGAAUGGUUGCCUUGUUUGAUCACGAGGAGGUUGGGUCUGAUUCUGCACAAGGAGCGGGAUCCCCUGUGACGUUGGAUGCUUUAUCACGCAUCACCAGUUCCUUCAGCUCAGACACAAAGCUGCUACCAAAAGCAAUCCAAAACAGCUAUCUUGUAUCAGCUGAUAUGGCUCACGCCUUGCACCCAAAUUAUAUGGAUAAACAUGAAGAAAACCAUCAACCAAAGCUGCACGGUGGUCUUGUCAUCAAGCACAAUGCAAACCAAAGAUAUGCAACAAAUGCUGUAACAGCCUUCUUAUUCAGGGAAAUAGCAGCCAAGCACAACCUUCCCGUGCAGGAUUUUGUGAUCCGCAGUGACAUGCUGUGCGGCUCAACAAUUGGUCCAAUUUUGGCGAGUGGAGUGGGCAUUCGUACGGUUGAUGUUGGAACCCCACAACUUUCCAUGCAUAGCAUCAGAGAAAUGUGUGCAGUGGACGACGUCAAGCACUCUUACGAGCACUUUGUGGCCUUCUUUCAGGAGUUCUCACAUCUUGAUGCUAAACUGGCCGUUGAUGUCUAGUUUUUUUAAGGUUUGCUGCUAGUUUGGUUUCCCAAAACGUUUGACAUUUUUGAUUUUUCAGUAAUAACAGACGGAAGGUGUUUCACACUCGCUCCGUAGAAAUCAGAACUACAAAUUUGUUCUACAAA
Messenger RNA from Salvia splendens (bonfire salvia), 1638 nucleotides. RefSeq names its product Zn-dependent exopeptidases superfamily protein. Lineage: Eukaryota; Viridiplantae; Streptophyta; Magnoliopsida; Lamiales; Lamiaceae. Gene Ontology annotation, molecular function: zinc ion binding; aminopeptidase activity. Gene Ontology annotation, biological process: proteolysis. The record is from RefSeq and is a predicted model, not a curated record. The transcript is spliced from 11 exons. Bases 68 to 1510 code for a protein of 480 amino acids.